CGUUUUUAUCAUUUUUCUCAUUAAUUUCGAAAUAGAAUACAGAAAAAUAUAUAUGUAUAUUGAAAAAAAAAACAAUAAAAAAUAAAAAUAACCACAUCAAAUUUUGUCGCCCGUUAUUUGACACUGUUGCGGUUUGUGCGGUUAGCAAAUUUCUGUUUUUUUUUUCUUAAAUUUGGUGGUUAUUCACGGUUUUUGUUCUUUUGAAAACAAAUGGUGCAUAGUGUAUGUAUGUGAAUGUGGUGGUUUCGAAUGUGCUGCAUUUUCGUGUCCGCGAUCUCUUUCUCUUUCAAAUUAUGUGAAUUGAACAUUGCAAAUUAUUUUUUUUUUGUUUCACAAAUUAAUCACUGUUAUAGAUUAAUAAUAGACUAAACAAAACGAAACACACACGGUUUAAUUUGAUUUUGUUAUGUAAGUAAUACAAGAACGUGGCGCGGAGCAAAUUUCCACAAAGCAAACAAUAGAGAGGGAAGCAACAACUCGUUUUCAAAAAUCCACCAACUGUGUACACACUUUUUUUUUAUAUAUAUACAAAUACACACAUACCUCUCAUGCAAUCGGUUGUUGAUUUUGUCUUAGCUCAUGGACCAAAUAUGAACUCUUAUAGAUACAGAGUCUCGAUUUGAAGAGACUUGUAAACGACGACAACCAAACAGUGCAACAACAUACAUUACUAAAUAGUGAGAGAGUCCCAACGAACGAAUGAAAUACAACAAAUAAAAAAUAUCAUCAUAUCAUCAUCAUCGCCAUUUUUUCGCCUGGAUAGAUCCUUACCGUACCAUUAUUGUAAUUUUGCAACAGUGGUGAUAUGCCUGCAGCAACAAUGUUUUCUAAGUUCAAAAGCGGAGCAGCUACACCACAAAAUCCAAUAGAUAGCAAUCCAAUAGUUCAACAUUUUGAAAUUAGCAAACAAACUGCAUGCGCCGGACCCGAAUUGAUAUGGAAAAUCCACGAUGGAUUCAAAAAAAGUGAUGGACGCGAAUGUUCGAUAUUUAUAUUUGAAAAACGAUGCGCCGAGAAACUUCAUAAACCAAAACGGAAAGAGACCGUAACAGAGAUUUUAAGAAAUUCGAUUAAGCAACUAGAACGAUUUCGGCAUCCAAAGAUACUACAAAUUAUUCAUCCGGUCGAAGAAUGUCCAGAAACGUUAGCAUUUGCAACGGAACCAAUAUUCGCGAGCUUAGCAAAUAUACUUGCAUACCAGGAAUCAUGUAGUACGGUACAAACAGGACCACCAAGCACCGGAGCAUCACACAUACAACCGCCGGGACAAAUACAACGGCCAGCCCAUGCAAAAGAAUAUUCAUUCCUUGACAUGGAACUUCGUUAUGGAUUGUUGCAGAUUACCGAAGCUCUAACAUUUUUACAUUAUUCCGGUCAUGUCAUUCAUCGCAAUGUUUGUCCUUCGUCAAUUUUGGUGACAAAAAGAGGAACAUGGAAACUAUCCGGACUAGAAUUUACUGAACGAGCUAAUGAAAUUGACCCUGUUGAUCCUGUGCCAUGCCAACCAUGGAGCUCACGUGCAUCGAAAAUGACUCAACCCAAUUUGGACUACAUGGCUCCUGAAAAUCAAAUACUUUCCAAGUGCUCUAUAUUAAGUGAUAUGUUUUCGCUGGGCUUAGUGAUCUGUACGAUAUUCAAUCAAGGCCAUGCACUGAUUCAGGCCAAUAAUUCAGCUUCAACAUAUUUAAAGCAAAUGGAAGUGUUGCCUGAAUCCAUUCAGAAAAUGCUACCUCGCAUACCAGUACCAUUACAAGAAGCUGUGUCACGUCUUACGGUGAAAGACUCAAUGUCACGACCAACUGCUCAACUUCUGCAAUUGAUCAAAUAUUUUGGCGAUACAACGUUGCAUGUGCUGCAAUUUUUAGACGUAAUCAAUAUGAAGGAUCCCACACAAAAAGCGUUCUUUUAUAAAGCCACAUUGCGUGAAGCAUUGCCGUAUAUUCCCCGGAAACUGUGGUGGCUACACGUUUGGCCGUCUCUACAGCAUGAAAUUCGAAUGGGUGAAGUAUUGGCUGCUGUUUUACAGCCAGCGUUAGCAUUAGUGGCCGAGGCAACACAAAAUGAAUAUGAAACAUACAUUUUACCGACAUUCAGAGUGGUUUUUGCUGCACCAAAAUCAAUCCAAGCAACAGUAGCGAUAUUAGAAAAUCUACACGUUAUUUUAGAGAAAACACCACAAGAUGACAUACGAACGGAAAUUUUGCCAUUGCUGUUUAAUGCAUUCGAAAGUUCAACCAUUCAAGUGCAGGGAGCAGCGUUGUUGGCUGUGACCAAUGUUUAUGAGUGGCUGGACGAGGUGUCAAUUCGAAAAAUGAUCUUACCAAAAAUCAAGAUUGUUUUCGAGAAAAACCAUAAUGAUUUAAAGAUUGUAGAGAGAGUAUUACAAUGUAUAGAACUAAAUUUGGAUAAGCUCGAUAAAUCACAGAUUAUCGAUGAGGUAUUACCAUUGCUGUGGGAGGUUCGGCUGUCCGAUCCAGAUAUUAUUCUUCGGGUUGUUCAUAUCUAUCGAAUAAUGUUAAGUGACAAGAAGUACGGUCUUUCGGUGAAUUUAAUGGCAACAAGAGUAAUGCCAUCGCUGUUACCACAAACGGUAAAUCCAUCAUUGAAUUUGGAACAAUUUACGAUUCUAUUGGAAACGUUGCAAGAAAUGUUGGACCACAUUGAUCGACAACAACGCAAUAAAUUGAAGUUGGAUAAUUUGUCGAUACCAUCACCAGAGCGACAUCGUCCAUUACGGCAUCAAUUUUCGUCAGAUAAUAUGCACGUCCCACCAUUCAAUAUACCCAAUUUGCGCAUUGACCAACGGAAAACAUCGAGCGCUGAGGAUAUGGCACGCAAAAAUUCAACAGGUUCUGGUGUCCUUGGCGGUUGGUGGUUUGGCAAUUCACCAUCAUCACCGGAUAGCAAUUUUCUGCGAGUUGCAAAUGCAUUUCCGAAUCGUCGUUUAUCUGAUAAUACAUUGAUGACACCAAAAAUUCGCAUAGCACCAUCAUGUGCAUCAUCUCCUGGUGGCACACCAGGCAGUGGCCUACCAAUUCGACGUCACAGCAGUAUUGGACCACAGGAACGUCGCGGAUCGGCUAUCAAUCUAUCACCACCAACGCUCGCACGAAAUAUGAUAGGAGGUUCGAUGCCAAAUACGUCAAGCAGUGUACCAUUUUUGUUAUCGAGUAGCAUGCAGUCGAUUCGAUCACGGCGUACGUCAACGUGCUUGUCAUCGGGACCAUUGAACUCGGGCAGUGGCCUAUUGCAAACACUUGGAUCAGGCAUGUACCAGCUGUUUUCCGGUCGAUCCUAAGUCAAAUUUCAAGCGAACACAUACCAAUUUAUGCAAUCACAGAUUCAGAUAUUUUACUGAAACAAAUAGCCUAGUUUUCAUCUUUUUAUGUUGUAAGAAAUGCCCAAUAGAUGAAGCAUGAUUUUAAGUAACCAUAAAUGAAAUCAAACAAAAAAAUAUAUAUUUAUGAUUUAAAGCAAGAAUAGAAAAUAAAAACAACAAUAAUGAAAAAUGAUGUAAACGUUCGAUGGAGAUAUACAAUAUUGCGAAUCUAAAUUAAUGCUCUCAACGCUGAGAACAUGAAUCCUAUCCUAUCAAUAUUAAACAUUAAGAGCAACAACACAAUCAUAAUUCUAAUCGAUAAAGAAUAGGAACCAACCAUGUUUGGACUUGAUCAAUGUUUUAAUGGAAUUGAUAGUAACAACCUUUUAACUUAUUAAAUCAAACAAAAAAAAAUUGAUUAUAUUUAGGGAUACACAUUUUUUGGAGACACAUUGUAAUUUUUAUGACUUGACAUUACGGAUUUAAUUGUAGAAUGGAAAAAAUUAAACUGAAAGAAUUUGAAAAGUUGACAAAACUAAAUGGUAACAUUUGAUGAAAAAUUGAUGUUUAAAUUUAUGAAAAAACAUAUAUAAGAUGAUCACACACAGAUAUAUGUCAUCAACAAAGCCAACAUAUUUUCAAACAAUACACGGUAGUGUGAAUUCCCCCGUUUUUUGGUAACUCGAAUCAGAUUGGGAAGCUGUGAGACAAUAAAAAUGCGCUUGAAUCCAGACUGAACGGAAGCCAAUAAAGAUAAUGUAUUCGAAUGUAGAUGAAUUUUAGCGUGAGACGAUUUUGAAUAAUAUCAUUUUAAUGUCUCAAUAACGAUUUGGCCAUAUCGAUGUCAAGAAAUAAGCGUUCAAAUUCGUUCGUGUGGAAGAAUUGAACGCACAUCAAAAUUUGCAAUUGAAUUUCUCACAACCACAAUAUGGCAACAUUUUUAUUGCUAUACAACAUCAAUGGGUAUCCUUUCAAUACAUACACAGAAACAAGUAUUCGAGUACGCUUACUCGCACUUACGGUGUUAGUAGACACUUUACCCCUCAAAAUGAGUUACGCACUCUAUUUUACUCUAUUUUUACGCGUACUCGAAUACUUGUUUCUUUGUAUAUGGUGAUGUUUGAUGGAUAUUCAAAACGCACUCGCACACACAGUAGACAAAAGUGGCGAAAGCAUUUGCAUACUGUUUGUAUAAGCUGAAAUCCAAUUUUCUUAGAAACGAUUCAUGGCUGGUUAUCGUGCAUUGCUCACCGCUUUUCACCUGAUGUUGAUGAUGUGAUCUAUAUAUACGAUAUAUAGAUUUCAAAUCAUUUCGUUUUGCCAUUUAAUUUUUUUUAUUUUAUCCAUUGGAAUUCAUGAAUAUGAUGAUCUUCUAUGCAAAUAUAAAUGACCUCACAAUGAAAAGGUUAUUUUCACUCAAUCUCACAAUGAGAGAGACGUUCAUUCACAUCAAAAAAAGAAGAGAAGAAUAUUGUGUCACAUUUUCUUUUUGUCCCAUUCAAAUUGCAACUUUAUAUUGACGUUUAUGAUCAACAGUUUUGUGAUUCUCGGAAAAUGAUUAAGGUUACACGAAAAUAUACGAUUUUAUUCCAACAAAAGGUCACUUCUGUUCAGAGACUGUUUUUCAAAGUAAUGAAUUUGAGGAGGAGCGCCUUAAGGAGCCCGAGGAGUACUGAGAAACAAAGUUAGUCCUCCUUAGUUAGGAGCAAAUAUUUUUCAACAAAAUCGGGUGGCCGAAUAAAAACCCAUUGCGAUAAAAAUGAAAUAUUUCAAAUAAUGAUUUCCUUUGAUUUAACCUCCCACCCGCAAAACACAAAACAGCUUUAGAUUUCACGUUUUUUCUUUGAACAACAACAAAAUUCACCACAAUAUUAACACAAUCAAAUUAGUGCUUUGGCUUCAAAAUAACUGCGCAACCUUGUUGAAACAACAAAAGAAAAGCACAAUUUUUUCAUUGAGAUUCAAAUUGAUUUUCAGAUAUGUCGAAUUCGACGCUAAAUUGUGGCACGAAAAACGAAGAGAGAUGCAUGUAUGGUGCGCUAUUGACAACGGGUGAAAAAUGUGCCAAUUUCUCAACUGAUGUUAAAUUGCGACAAUGUUAAACAAUACGCUGAGAGCGUGACCGCUGUUGUUGCAUUGAACCCGAUCUCAUUGAUCGAUUGAUUGAAAUAUGAAAAUUGUAUAUAAUAUGUUAUUAUUCACAUAAGCAAAAGUCCCUGAUCUUAUGAACGCCAGGUAUAAAUUAGGUUGAAGAAGAUAUUUAAAAUGAAUAUAAAAAACACUAACUAUGAAAAUAUUAUAUAAUAUUUAUGAAUUACUGAC
Molecule: messenger RNA, 5641 nt
Organism: Contarinia nasturtii (swede midge)
Lineage: Eukaryota; Metazoa; Arthropoda; Insecta; Diptera; Cecidomyiidae
Gene: bma
Product: SCY1-like protein 2
Exons: 19
Coding region: 806-3298 (830 amino acids)
Biological process (GO): protein phosphorylation
Molecular function (GO): ATP binding; protein kinase activity
Source: RefSeq, a predicted model, not a curated record